Portunus trituberculatus (swimming crab) is the source of this 423-nucleotide messenger RNA. Its product is annotated as chromobox protein homolog 2-like. The record is from RefSeq and is a predicted model, not a curated record. The transcript is spliced from 5 exons. The coding region runs from base 1 to 423 and encodes 140 amino acids. NCBI's taxonomy places the organism in Eukaryota, Metazoa, Arthropoda, Malacostraca, Decapoda, Portunidae.
AUGGCAUCUGGCCGCAAAACAGAAUUCACCCCAAAGACACCCCAGAAACACACCCCAAAAAGUCCUUGCAAGCACAUUUUUCCUCUCGAACACCCCCAAACAGUUUAUAUCACCCCAGAGACCUGUCCUAGUGGCGCCCGACCCCAGCUACUGGUCCUAGUGGCGCCCGACCCCAGCUACUGGUACCAGCGAAACCCCAAAAACACCCCAAAAUGUCCUAGUGGCGCCCGACCCCAGCUACUGGUCCUAGUGGCGCCCGACCCCAGCUACUGGUACCAGCGGAACCCUUUGGCUGAUGAGAUCUUUAUCACCGACGUCACUGCGAAUCUCAUCACUGUCACUAUUCGAGAGUGCAAGAAACGACAAGGAUUCUUUAAAGAUAAUACUGAUGAGAACCAGAAUUCCCAGUCAUCCAUUAAGUGA